This is a messenger RNA of Aureobasidium vineae, 1017 nucleotides long. The record is from the annotation of a GenBank genome assembly. Lineage: Eukaryota; Fungi; Ascomycota; Dothideomycetes; Dothideales; Saccotheciaceae.
GCUGUCGUGUUCAAGGGACCUCACAAGGUUGAGAUUGAGGAUCGCCCUGUCCCUAAGAUCCAGGAAGAUGGAGAUAUCAUUGUCAAGGUCGAGUACACAGCACUCUGCGGCAGGUAUUUGCACGUGUUCCGUGGCCACCAGGCUUCAGAUACUGGUUUUAUCAUGGGCCACGAAUUUACAGGCAGAAUCACCGAAGUUGGCAAGGGAGUGACUACUCUCAAAGAAGGCGACCUCGUCGUCUCCCNNCCCUUCACCACUUCCUGCGGCGAAUGUUUCUAUUGUAAGCACGGAUUCUCGUCUCGUUGCGAGAAGUCUCUGCUUUUCGGAUGCCCCAAGCUUGAUGGUGGUCAAGCUGAAUACGUUCGUAUUCCCACUGCUGAGGGAACAGUGAUGAAGGCACCCGAAGGUCUCGAGAAGGAAGCCCUGGUCCUCAUGGCAGACAUUUUCCCCACCGGCAUGUUCGCAGCCAAGAACGCAUUCAAGGAGUUGAGCAAGGAUGAAGCUCAGGAGAGCACAGUCGUCCUGCUCGGUCUCGGACCCGUAGGAUUGUGUGCAUUGGUCAAUGCUCUGGACUACAAGCCCAAGCAUCUACUCGCCGUCGACAGCGUAGACAGCAGACUGAAGCAAGCCAAGGAUCUUGGAGCCGAAACCUGGAACUUCCAGACCGACAGAGAAGGCUUAGAGAAGAGAGUCAAGGAGCUCACUAACGGCAGGGGUGCAGAUGUUGUCAUCGAGGUUGUCGGUUUGUCGCCUGCGCUCAAGCUUGGUUACGAUCUUCUCAGACCCUGGGGCAUCAUUUCCAGUGUCGGUGUGCACAACGCAGAGAACUUGCGUGUUCAGAUGGGUCGUUGCCCUGUCCGCUCGAUAUUCGCAGAAGCGUUGGAGAAGCUCAAGCAAAAGCAACAUCUGCUCGGCUUCAUGUUCGAGAAAGUCAUGCCGCUCUCUCAGGCUCUGGAAGGCUACGAUCUCUUUGACAAGAUGAAGGUGCAGAAAGUCGUAUUUGAGCUUGGCCACUAA